AUGGGUUGUGUUGGAUUAAGUGUCGGAAUCGGCAAUGUUUGGAGAUUCCCAUACUUGGCCUAUCAGAAUGGUGGUGGUGCUUUUCUCAUUCCCUACCUAAUAAUGCUAACUCUUGCGGGAAAGCCCAUGUAUUUCAUGGAAUUGGCUUUCGGUCAGUUCGGGGGCACCGGACCCCUAACCAUAUGGAACUGCGCUCCCAUUGCUAAAGGAGUUGGCGCUGCUAUGAUCGCCGUC
This is a messenger RNA of Oppiella nova, 234 nucleotides long. The record is from the annotation of a GenBank genome assembly. NCBI's taxonomy places the organism in Eukaryota, Metazoa, Arthropoda, Arachnida, Sarcoptiformes, Oppiidae.